This is a messenger RNA of Alternaria rosae, 1326 nucleotides long. RefSeq lists its product as uncharacterized. Lineage: Eukaryota; Fungi; Ascomycota; Dothideomycetes; Pleosporales; Pleosporaceae. Bases 82 to 1326 code for a protein of 414 amino acids. The transcript has 2 exons. The record is from RefSeq and is a predicted model, not a curated record.
UGAUUUCACAUGGCCGCCAGGCAUCGCGCAAGGUCAGACUUCUGAGACCCUUCCUCUCCACCCCAACAACAGUCGCCCACCAUGGCCAAGGACCUAGACGACGACGCGUACAUCGCAGAGCUGCUGAAAGAAGACGCAAAGAAGGCGACCAAGAAAUACGAGCUCGUUGGCAUUGAUGCUUUCAAUCCGAGAAUGAAAUCUCGCGCACCCAGGCCGAACAAGGGCUUCCUGCAACACCUCAUCCGACAGACUGAUAGCCACAACUCUGCGCUCCUUGCCAAAGAGGCCGCCGAGUCUCGCGCCCGACUUAGGAUGAUGGACCGCGAGAAGAGGAAGGCGAACGGACAAGGGCAUGCAUGGGCGCCAAGCCGAAACGAUGCUGAGAGCGCAGAUAAUCCUGGACGGUUGGCGCCAUCAGAAAGCGCCAUCAACCGACCGGACGCAGAAUCGAGCAGACGACAGGGUCGCACAGAUGAUGAAAGUGGGCACAAGAUAAAGCGCGGAGAUAGAAAACGUGACCAUUCCACGGGCACAUCAUCUCGCCGGCAUCGAGAUAGAAGCAGAGAUGGACACUGGCACAAGAGGAGACACGAUAGUGAAGAGGAAGACAACUCCAGACGGAAACGGAGACGAUCAAGGUCGCCUCAGGACAAAGCGCCCAAGAAUAAAUACAGCAAAGAGCAAGAACGCUACAAGCCGCGGGGAAGAGACGACAAAGAUCGCAGGCACGAGCGGCGCAGGUCACACUCGCGAACAGCUUCUCGAUCCCGAUCACCCCAUUCUUCAAAGCACGGAAAACACAGCCGACAUCGAGACCGAACCCACUCCCUCAGCCCAAAGCGCAAACCCACCACCUCCAAACACUCCAAACCCAGCCGCCCCAACAAACGCUCUCCCUCCCCAGCAUCCUCCUCCUCUGACCCUCUCGAAGCCAUCGUAGGCCCCCUGCCCCCUUCCCGCUCACCGCCCGUCCGCUCCAAGGGCCGCAACGCGUACAAAUCACAAAGCGGCGGCAUCGAAUCACGCUUCUCCUCUACCUACGACCCCAGCACCGACGUGCGCCCAGCCUCCGAUGCAGAAGACGACUGGGGCGAUGCACUAGAAGCGCUGCGUGACCGUGCGCGCUGGCAGCAACAAGGCGCCGAUCGACUCAAGCAAGCGGGGUUCACGGAUGAUCAGGUGCGGAAGUGGGAGAGGGGGGAUGUAAUGGGGGAGGAGGAUGUAGUGUGGAGGAAGAAGGGGGAGGGGAGGGAGUGGGAUAGAGGGAAGGUUUUGGGGGAGGAGGGGGAUGUUGAGGUUAGGGCUGAUUUUGGGCGGUUGAAGUGA